AUGUUGAAGUAUACCGAAACAGAAUGCUUGUCUUCAUCACAGGAUGGUGGAGAUGAUGAAGACACAGUGUCUGCCGCCACGGAGAGGCCUACAGAGAGCGUGGCUGGCCACUACCAGGAGGAGGGUCCAUCAACAUCUGCAGCACAGAUUGACACAGUAUCCUCAGGUGUCCCCAGGUAUCCCCAAGUGUCCUCAGGUAUCCUCAUGUGUCCUCAGGUAUCCCCAGGUGUCCCCAGGUAUCCCCAGGUGUCCCCAGGUAUCCCCAAGUGUCCUCAGGUAUCCCCAAGUGUCCUCGGGUAUCCUCAUGUGCCCUCAGGUAUCCCCAGGUAUCCCCAGGUAUCCUCAGGUAUCCCCAGGUAUCCUCAUGUGCCCUCAGAUAUCCCAAGGUAUCCCAAGGUAUCCCCAGGUAUCCCCAGGUAUCCUCAUGUGCCCUCAGGUAUCCCCAGGUAUCCUCAGGUAUCCCCAGGUAUCCCCAAGUGUCCUCAGGUAUCCUCAUGUGCCCUCAGGUAUCCCCAGGUAUCCCCAGGUAUCCCCAAGUGUCCUCAGGUAUCCUCAUGUGUCCUCAGGUAUCCUCAGGUAUCCCCAGGUAUCCUCAGGUGUCCCCAGGUAUCCCCAAGUGUCCUCAGAUAUCCUCAUGUGUCCUCAGGUAUCCCCAGGUAUCCUCAGGUAUCCCCAGGUGUCCCCAGGUAUCCCCAGGUGUCCUCAGGUAUCCCCAAGUGUCCUCAGGUAUCCCCAAGUGUCCUCAGGUAUCCUCAUGUAUCCUCAGGUAUCCCCAGGUAUCCUCAUGUGCCCUCAGGUAUCCCCAGGUAUCCUCAUGUGCCCUCAGGUAUCCCCAGGUAUCCCCAGGUAUCCUCAGGUAUCCCCAGGUAUCCUCAUGUGCCCUCAGGUAUCCCCAGGUAUCCCCAGGUGUCCCCAGGUAUCCCCAAGUGUCCUCAGGUAUCCUCAUGUGUCCUCAGGUAUCCCCAGGUGUCCUCAGGUAUCCCCAGGUAUCCCCAAGUGUCCUCAGGUAUCCUCAUGUGCCCUCAGGUAUCCCCAGGUAUCCCCAGGUAUCCCCAAGUGUCCUCAGGUAUCCUCAUGUGUCCUCAGGUAUCCCCAGGUGUCCCCAGGUAUCCCCAAGUGUCCUCAGAUAUCCUCAUGUGUCCUCAGGUAUCCCCAGGUAUCCCCAGGUAUCCCCAAGUGUCCUCAGGUAUCCUCAUGUGUCCUCAGGUAUCCCCAGGUAUCCCCAAGUGUCCUCAGGUAUCAUCAUGUGUCCUCAGGUAUCCCCAGGUAUCCUCAGGUAUCCCCAGGUAUCCCCAAGUGUCCUCAGGUAUCCUCAUGUGUCCUCAGGUAUCCCCAGGUAUCCUCAGGUAUCCCCAGGUAUCCUCAGGUAUCCCCAGGUAUCCCCAGGUAUCCUCAGGUAUCCUCAGGUAUCCUCAGGUAUCCCCAGGUAUCCUCAGGUAUCCCCAGGUAUCCCCAGGUAUCCCCAAGUGUCCUCAGGUAUCCUCCUGUGUCCUCAGGUAUCCUCAUGUGUCCUCAGGUAUCCCCAAGUGUCCUCAGGUAUCCCCAGGUAUCCUCAUGUGCCCUCAGGUAUCCCCAGGUAUCCCCAGGUAUCCUCAGGUAUCCCCAGGUAUCCUCAUGUGCCCUCAGGUGUCCCCAGGUAUCCCCAAGUGUCCUCAGGUAUCCUCAUGUGUCCUCAGGUAUCCCCAGGUGUCCUCAGGUAUCCCCAGGUAUCCCCAAGUGUCCUCAGGUAUCCUCAUGUGCCCUCAGGUAUCCCCAGGUAUCCCCAGGUAUCCCCAAGUGUCCUCAGGUAUCCUCAUGUGUCCUCAGGUAUCCCCAGGUGUCCCCAGGUAUCCCCAAGUGUCCUCAGAUAUCCUCAUGUGUCCUCAGGUAUCCCCAGGUAUCCCCAGGUAUCCCCAAGUGUCCUCAGGUAUCCUCAUGUGUCCUCAGGUAUCCCCAGGUAUCCCCAAGUGUCCUCAGGUAUCAUCAUGUGUCCUCAGGUAUCCCCAGGUAUCCUCAGGUAUCCCCAGGUAUCCCCAAGUGUCCUCAGGUAUCCUCAUGUGUCCUCAGGUAUCCCCAGGUAUCCCCAGGUAUCCUCAGGUAUCCCCAGGUAUCCUCAGGUAUCCUCAGGUAUCCUCAGGUAUCCCCAGGUAUCCUCAGGUAUCCCCAGGUAUCCCCAGGUAUCCCCAGGUAUCCCCAGGUAUCCCCAAGUGUCCUCAGGUAUCCUCAUGUGUCCUCAGGUAUCCUCAUGUGCCCUCAGGUAUCCCCAGGAAUCCCCAGGUGUCCCCAGGUAUCCUCAGGUGUCCUCAGGUAUCCCCAGGUGUCCCCAGGAGUCCUCAGGUUCAGGUGUAUUCAGCGUUUGAGGAUGGUUCUCCAGCCUGUCUGAAUCAGCCUGCAGCUCUGUGGGUGGAGGGUGGAGGGAGGAAGGCAGGUGAGCAGCUCAUACCUGCGGUGGGAGUGGUGCAGGAGGGGAAGCAUUACCUGAGUCAGAGUGUUGGGUGUGCUCAGACAGGUCUGAGAUCUGCCAGCAGCUUGUGCCUGACGAGCCAGUGA
Cololabis saira (Pacific saury) is the source of this 2529-nucleotide messenger RNA. RefSeq names its product adhesive plaque matrix protein-like. The coding region runs from base 1 to 2529 and encodes 842 amino acids. The transcript is spliced from 39 exons. Lineage: Eukaryota; Metazoa; Chordata; Actinopteri; Beloniformes; Belonidae. The record is from RefSeq and is a predicted model, not a curated record.